Hepatospora eriocheir is the source of this 237-nucleotide messenger RNA. Lineage: Eukaryota; Fungi; Microsporidia; Hepatosporidae. The record is from the annotation of a GenBank genome assembly.
AUGAUUGAUUUUGGAAAGCAUUUUUAUUCAUGUGUUUAUUUGAACUUCUUUAAUUUUUUAAAUAAGAUAAGAAGAAAUGAUGUUGAAAAUUUCUUAAGAAAUCGAAUAUACAAAAGUUUAAACAAUAUUAUUGAAAUUAAUUUAAAUAAGUUUAGUAUUAAUGUUAAAUUAAUUGAUUAUUUUGUGUUAGAAUUUGAAGGUUUAAAACAGAUUAUUAUUUCAAUUCAAUUUAGUUAA